GGCGCCGGGCGCGCCGCUUCCAGGCGGGCGAGGCGGGCGGCAGCGGGCGCUCCCCGCUCGCUCCCCGCUCGCGCCGCCGCCGCCGCCGCCGCGCGCGCUUCCCCCGGCUCCGCCGGCGCCCAUGGGACAGCGGGGCGGGCGCUGCCGCACGGCUCCGCGCCCCGGGCGCAAAGUUUCUGUUUGAGAAAUACACGUUCACUCAGCAAAACAGAAACAACUUUUAAAGGUUGUUCUCGGUGGAAAUCACUCUAUGCACCAUUAGCUGCUUGAGUGAAACCAGACUAAGAACUUCUGUCAUGGCAGCUUUUCUGCUGGGAGCUGUGUUGCUUAUUGUUCAACCUCAGAUAGUGCCUUCCACACCGGCUAUAAAUUCGAAGGCUGAGGCUUCUCAGUCUGUUCAGAGAGAACUUUUAAAGAAAACACCUCAAAAAAAUGACUUCAAGGAAAACAUUCAUUCUAAUGGAUCAUGCCGGCAGCUGCCACAGACUAUCAUUAUUGGGGUAAGAAAAGGUGGAACAAGAGCUUUGUUGGAGAUGUUGAGUCUCCAUCCAGAUAUUGCAGCAGCAGAAACUGAAGUUCACUUCUUUGACUGGGAAGAUCAUUACAGGAAUGGAUUGCAGUGGUAUAUUAAUCAAAUGCCAUUCUCUUAUCCCCAUCAGAUCACCGUGGAAAAAACUCCAGCAUAUUUCACAUCACCUAAAGUGCCUGAAAGAGUUUAUAACAUGAACCAAUCAAUGAGACUACUCCUUAUUUUAAGAGACCCAAGUGAGAGAGUACUAUCAGAUUACACCCAAGUGUUCUAUAAUCACAUGCAGAAGCACAAGCCGUAUCCAUCCAUUGAACAAUUCCUGAUUAAAGAUGGUGAACUCAAUGUGGACUACAAGGCAAUAAACAGAAGCUUAUACUACAUUCACAUGCAAAACUGGCUGAAGUAUUUUCCUCUUGAUCAUAUCCACAUUGUAGAUGGGGAUAAACUAAUCAAAGAUCCCUUCCCAGAAAUAGAGAAGGUAGAGAGAUUUUUGAAGUUAUCACCACAGAUAAAUGCUUCAAACUUUUAUUUCAAUAAAACUAAAGGCUUCUACUGCCUAAGGGACAGUGGUAGAGAGCGUUGUUUACAUGAGUCAAAAGGACGAGCACACCCACAAAUUGAUACCCGGUUACUCGAGAAACUGCAUGAAUAUUUCUAUGAACCCAACAAGAAAUUUUUUGAGCUUGUGGGCAGAACAUUUGACUGGCACUCAUUUGUGGCAAGUUAGUGGAACAAUCUGGACCUAAGAGAUUUUGGCCCAGAUGAAUGGCUUCCCACUGUAUAGUUCCACCUUCAUUAGUGCCUCUCUACAGCCCCAGACUAAGCCCACCAUGUUCGCCAACUUUUUGCUGGGAAAGGAAAAGUGCGACCAGGAUAUAUGACCAGAAGCCAGAGGAGGACAAGAAGGCAGGAUUGCAUCAAAUUCACCUGCAGCAGGUCAUACAGGGUAGCAUAGGCAUAAGUGUUGGAACUGUGAAUGCCAGAGCAAUAUUGACACCUGAUGUUGGUACUGAGAAUACUUUUAGAUAUAUGAUGCUACCUGAUACCAGUAUCUUGCCUGUCACUAAGCUGAACACAUGCACAUGUUCCCCCCUACCCAGUGUGGCUUGUCACUGUAGAAGGAGAAGUAGAGCAUAGGGCCUCAUAGCAUAUUCUCUGUAGGAUCAGGAGGUGAAGUGACCACUUCAGGGGGACACCCUGAAGCAGAUGCUCACAACUCAUGCCCUAGACCCUAAGUUUAAAGGGGCCCACAGACUGCCAUAUUGAACGUGUACACCUUGUUCAGGGAUGGCAUGAUUGUACAAUGCCUUAUCCUGGAGGUUGCACGGCUAGCUGUGUGGUAGCUAUGAUGUUGAUGGACAACAAAGCACACCCACGCUAAUGACAAUGGUAAUAUUUGCCUGCCAUAGGUGCCCUAAGUUCAAGAGUUCCAAUACUUAAAACUAGGAUUCUGAGUGUGAAUUUUCAGUUUAACAAGAGCAACAGUCACUUUCCACACAUGCAUUACUGUAUUUAAAUAUAUUUGCUAGAUUAUUUCUAAAGAAGUGCUAAACAACAAAAGCCAACAGAAGAAAAUGAAGAGAGAAUGAAGGAAAGAGGCUGAAGCACAAUGCAAUUGGGACUGUAGAAACACUAAUAGUGAGCUUUGCGGUCAUGCCACAUCUAUUCAUGAAAGAAAAAAAAUCCCUGAAAAUACCUUUCAGGUGUUAUGCAAUAUAGGUAUUUAUUUCUGUAAAACUCUACCAUCUCGGGUUUAAAGUACAACCACUUGGGUGUUGCUCCAGAGGCAUGUUUCCUCAGGGCAGCUAGCCAAGUCUGUGAUCAGUCCUGCAAAUAAAGAAUAAAUAGAACACUUUAUGAGAAUUCAAUGUCCAAUUCAAAGCCUACCACUCCCCUUGAGUACAAGAAGAAAUACCAAUCAAGUCAUUAAUCAGGGUGGCACUGCAGGACUAAGUCUUGCCCUCUGCUUCACAAGACAGAUCAGUGUGAGUCUUUGAAACCCAGAUACUGCACCUGGAGAGGACAAAGUUUAAACUACAAUGAUUAUCCCAUGAGCAAUGCUGAAAGAGCAUGGAAAGGAAAAGAAGUAUCAUGAAAAAAAAAACCCAAAAGUUAUUACUUUAUCAAGAAUAUUGCUACAUCUAUGCUUGGUGCUGUAUGAUCCUUUUACAUGUGCUUUGCUGUUCCUUGUACCUUUUACCCGAUGUUGUAGGUGAAAUAACAUCUACUGUGCUUGAAUAAAUCGACAUUGUUCUGGAACAUCUCAGAAAAAAAAUCCAUCCCUUUUUUAUUCUUGUUUGAGCCUAUUUGCAUUGGGAAUAUGGUAGAGCUACACGCAUUGAUGUGUGUGUGAGACUUACCACCAUAGAAUAUAUUAGAUGAUAACAUCAUUACCUUGGGCCUCAAAGCUGAUCAUUUCAUAUUUCCUUGUCUACAUGCAUUUUCAGACUCAGUUUCUGCAGAAAGCCAGGAUUCUCAUUCCCUGUUGUCAUCCACACGGAUUUCAAACGUCUAAAGAGAAAUAAGAUGGGGUAAGGCGUAUUGCCAUGUAUCUGUCUUCUGCUUUAUCUAGCAUGGCUGACCAGAUAUUUUAAAAAGUUCACAUAUGCACCCCACAAGUUACAGGCUAUGUAUCAAAACUACUCAGAAGACUAUCCCCUCUCCUUUCCCAUUUUUAAAGCCUGUGACGCGAAAGUCCUAAUUUGGCUCACAUUGAGUAAAAUAUUGCAGUAUAUUAGUAGGUGUGCUCUAAUAUAAGUAAUAAAUACUCUAAUAAAGUAAUAAAAAGUACAGUAAGGCAAAAGUAUUAAACUAUCAUAUGUCAACAAAGUGUGUUGAACUUGCUACUAGGUAUAUAUCAGCUGAAAUAGUUGCAGGUAUGUGCCCCUACAGAUUUACCAUUCUUUUCUCAUUCUUUACCUAUAACUUUUAUUUAUAUGACUCUGCCUAAGUGCCCAGUAUGCUGGAAAGAUUGUAUUAUAAUUCCUUCAUUUUGCAAUUGUGUUGGAAAGGCCAGUUACAGAAGGAAGCCAUGCAAAUAUCUUAUGAGUGAAAAAAACUUUCAUUAAUAUUUUGCCUACCAAAAUAAAUAAAAUUGCAUUUCUGUCUCCUAGAAUAUUAGCAAAGGAGAGCAGUACUCUAUUUUCUUGCAACAAUAACCCAUUCACAGUAAAUUUUCUACUUAACUACCACACAAGAGUUGAUGUAGUUUUUAAGUUAAUAGUGCAAUAAACUCAACAGUGAUGCUGAAGAUUUUAAAUGCCUUCUGGGAUAUAUAAAAUAUGCAAGUCAGGGUGGGGAGCAGCUGGGUGCAUAGGAACAGCUGAUCUCAUUGGUCUGAGAACAUAUUUUUUUUAAUGAUAAGGGACGUGAAAUUUUUGGCUUGGGUAUCACUUUGUGUUGUCUAUGAAAGCAAUGUCUUCAAUUAACUUCCAAGUCAAUAAUCCUAUCAUAAUGACAUCAUCUUUUUACUUGCUGUUGACAUUAUGCUCCGCCAAAACACAGUUUAAGAGCCAAACCCCGAACAGCAGGUGCAUGAGGGAUCCCUUAGUAUAAAAAAAUAUUUUAAUACUCAGGCACAUAGCUUCAAUUAUGAAGGCGCAUUGGCUUGAACAAAGGACUGUUUGAAGUGAAUGGAAAAAUUCUUAAUUUGGAUGAGGGUUACAGAAACAGGAGUGUGUGUGCAUUCAUAGUAAAACAGCAGAACAACUAACAUGCCCUCCCUCCUUGGUUUUCAGUCAGUCAGUCAGUCAGCCAGCCAGCAGUAUUUCAACAGUAAUGACCAGGGUCAGCUUCCAGGACUCAACACAGUUCAGUCCAGAUAACACUCAGUUACAAAAGGAAGAGUUCUUGCAGUAUUUCUUAUACCAGACAGUUCUCAUGCUAUCUCCUAUUACUAAAUCUUGUGAGAUUCCUCUUUCCUCUCCUGUAUGUUGCUGUAUCACACGUGUCUUAUAAUUAACUAUUAUAUUAACACUCUGUAAGAAAAUAGGUCCAUGAUCUGAUAGUAUUUUUAUAGAAUACUGUUCAAAUGAAUGGGAAAUCACAGCAUUAUGGGGUUCAAAACAUACUUUAUCUAUGUUUGCUCUGACA
Messenger RNA from Phalacrocorax carbo (great cormorant), 4621 nucleotides. NCBI's taxonomy places the organism in Eukaryota, Metazoa, Chordata, Aves, Suliformes, Phalacrocoracidae. The record is from RefSeq and is a predicted model, not a curated record.